AUGCUUGACUUUUCGUUAUUUAUUCGCACAGUAAAAGUACGGUCUGUAAGAAAAUUGCUUAACCAUCUGUGUAUUUUACCUCUGAUUCCGUACGCAUAUAGUUUGUUUAGUAGGUGCUGUGUGGGAACCUUAUCGAAUGCUUUUUGUAAAUCGAUGUAUAUUACAUCUAUAUUUUUUUUAUGUAGUAGACCCUCAUACCAUUUGUUAAGAGUGAGUAUUAGUUGUGUUACCGUGGAGCGUUUGGGUAGGAAACCGAAUUGAUUUUUAGACAGUAAAUCGUUCUCGAUUAAGAAUUUCAACACUUCGGAAUAGAUUAUUUU
Messenger RNA from Meloidogyne enterolobii, 320 nucleotides. Lineage: Eukaryota; Metazoa; Nematoda; Chromadorea; Rhabditida; Meloidogynidae. The record is from the annotation of a GenBank genome assembly.